Colletotrichum orchidophilum is the source of this 180-nucleotide messenger RNA. RefSeq lists its product as uncharacterized. NCBI's taxonomy places the organism in Eukaryota, Fungi, Ascomycota, Sordariomycetes, Glomerellales, Glomerellaceae. The record is from RefSeq and is a predicted model, not a curated record. The transcript has a single exon. Bases 1 to 180 code for a protein of 59 amino acids.
AUGGGCCGCUUGACACGGCAGGCUAUCAACGAAUCGAACUGGACUUGGUUUGCUGGCCCCACUGGAAAUCGAAUUGUCGAGAAUGCCAUUCGCCACCCCAGCCAUUCUUUACGCGCAGUUUCCGUGUUCUGGUCCUCUUGGUCCUCUUGGUCCUCUUCCUUAACGGAUGAGUUAAGGUAA